Lycium barbarum (goji berry) is the source of this 1950-nucleotide messenger RNA. RefSeq lists its product as uncharacterized. The transcript is spliced from 5 exons. NCBI's taxonomy places the organism in Eukaryota, Viridiplantae, Streptophyta, Magnoliopsida, Solanales, Solanaceae. Bases 1 to 1950 code for a protein of 649 amino acids. The record is from RefSeq and is a predicted model, not a curated record.
AUGGUUCUGUUGGAGUUUGGUAUUCCAUAUAAGUUGGAUGAACUGAUAAUGGGCUGUGUGAGCACUGUCAAUUACUCACUGCUACUGAAUAGAGGACUUACACCUAGUUUUCAAGCCAAGAAGGGGCUGAGGCAAGGGGAUCCUAUGUCCCCUUACCUGUUUGUCUUGGCUAUGGAAUACUUGAAUAGGUCACUUAAGAGGUUGAAGAUGCAGCCUGACUUCAACUUCCAUCCCAGAUGUGAAAACCUAGACCUAAUACAUAUAUGCUUUGCUGAUGAUUUAUUGUUAUGCUGUAGAGCUGAUAAACAUUCUAUACAAAUGAUGUUACACUGCUUUGAGCAUUUUUCAGAGGUCUCAGGCCUCAAAGCAAAUAUGGAGAAAAGUUGCCUGUAUAUUGCUAGAGUUACACCUGACUUUAUUUCUGAUUUGAUAGCUGAGUUUCGCUUCACUGUGGGGGUGCUACCUUUCAAAUACUUGGGUGUACCAUUAUCUUCUCGAAAAUUGACUAUUAGUCAAUGUAUGCCAUUAGUGGAAAAGAUUGUUGUUAGAGUCAAGUGUUGGACAUCCAGAUUUAUUUCAUAUGGGGGCAGAUUGCAGCUCAUAAAGAGUGUCCUCUUUGAAAUGCAAACAUAUUGGGCACAAGUGUUCCUCCUACCUAAGAAGAUUCAUACACUGGUCACUAGCAUAUGUAGAAAUUAUCCAUGGUCUGGUUCUAAAGAAAACUCUAGGAAAGCUUUAGUUUCUUGGGAAACAUUGUGUAAGCCCAAAUCAGCUGGAGGGUUAAACAUACUUGACUUCUACACCUGGAACAAAUCUGCUAUUAGUAAGUUACUUUGGGCAGUAGCUAUGAAGAAAGAUAAGCUUUGGGUUCUUUGGAUACAUAGUUACUACAUUAAGGGUAGAAGAUUGGAGGAUAUGGUUAUUCCAAAACAAUCCAGUUGGAUAGUCAGGAAGAUAAUUGCUGCUAGAGAAUGGUUCUCUACAGGUGCAACCUCUGUUAUACCUGCACUACAAAUGCACAUAAAAGAGGGGAAGUACAGUAUUAAGACUGCUUAUGGGAUGAUGCUUCCUCAAUACCCAAAGGUGAACUGGAAAUCCUUGGUGCUAGUUCAAGGCCCUAUACCUAGACGCCAAUUUAUUAUAUGGUUAGCAUUGCACCAAAGACUCUCAACAGUUGAUAGAUUGAGCAAAUGGGGCAUACAAGUGCAAACAGACUGUGUUUUAUGUGAAAAUGCAGCAGCUAUUUUACAGUGGGUGGGACUGAACAGACACAUUGGCCAGUGGCACAGUGAAGUAGAAUGGUUGGGCAAGAAGGUAAGGAGCAAAAGACCAUGGAAUACUAUACUUGGUUUUCUAUUUGCAGCAACGGUUUAUCAGGUUUGGAUGGAGAGAAACAAUCGCAGGUUUAACAAGCAAAAGAAGACAUCCGAGUCUCUCAUCAGAGAUAUUGCACUGCAACUGUAUUGGGCUUUGUUCUCCUAUCAAAGAGGAACCUAUACCCGAAAGUUGGAGGAAAAACGAGUUGGAAUUAAGGUCAUCAUGUCUAACCAAGGUGAUAGGACGCAAGAUGUAGUAGAUAUGUCAUCCAUAGCAAGUUCAUUGGCUAUGAUCGUGAAUCAAAUCUCGAGCAUGCAAGCGGGUAUGGAAGAGAUGAGAGGGGAGAUGAAUGGUGUGAAUGGGAAGUUGAAAGGUAUAGAUGAACGGACGUUACAAAGGGCACAACAACACAUCUAUGGGCUCCCAACUUGGAACGACUUGAUUGAGCUCAUGGAGACAAGGUGGCUUCCACCCACAUACCACCAAGAUGCACUCAAAAGGUUAUACAUGAUGAAGCAAGGGUUGAAAAGUGUGGAAGCAUACUUUGAUGAGUUUGAGGAUUUGCGGAUGAAGUCCAAGAUAGAAGAGCAUGAAGAGUACACUAUUAUAAGGUUUAUAGCCAACUUGAAUUGA